This is a messenger RNA of Pseudomassariella vexata, 1839 nucleotides long. RefSeq lists its product as uncharacterized. The transcript has 7 exons. The record is from RefSeq and is a predicted model, not a curated record. Bases 1 to 1839 code for a protein of 612 amino acids. Lineage: Eukaryota; Fungi; Ascomycota; Sordariomycetes; Amphisphaeriales; Pseudomassariaceae.
AUGGAUUCUUCAGUGCCCGAUGCUGGUGCACAUCAGCGCAUGAACAAGAAUGGCACCAAGAAGAUUACCAGACCAACUAUCCAAAUCGGAUCAGGAGCACCAUCUAUCCCUUUGGUCUGCUACCUCUGCCCGAAGAACUCCAGGUUCUCCGACCUAUCACACCUCCUCACGCACAUGGCUUCCAAGGGCCACCUACAAAAUAAGUUCAACCUGGAACUGCUGCAAGACUCUGAUGAUAAAGCCCAGAAGGCCUUGAAGGACUUUAUUUCAUGGUGGGCAAGGGGCAACAAAUCGAAGCCAACUGCUGGACGUGGGCACUCUGGAAAUGGUAGAGGCGGAAGUAUGGUGAGUGGCAAGAAGACGGGAACCUCCAGUGGGAACACUCACGAAGCUGAAGACGACCUGUCCUCUGUGACAGGAUACACUCCCUCCGACCAGAACGCCAACCUGUUCGGUUGGCACACAGCUGCUCACACAAAUCAGGGAAUUGCAAACGGUCCUUUCCAUCAAAUGAUAAUUAACCACCAAUCAACCGGAAUCCCGAACUCAUCUGCCUUCCCAAAUCUAAUUAGCUUUGGGACCCAAGCAGCGUCACUUCACGAUUCUGCGACCACACUCUCCACACCAGCCUCAGCAUUCAAUCAAUAUCCAGGCUCUGCAGGUGACGAUAGCGAUAACGGAGCAUCAUCAAAAUAUCAAUUUUCGGAGGACGAAGACGAGGAGGCUUCAUCCCGCUCAGAGCGCACUGACGAUACGGUCGACACCGCGACGGCUGCCGCUAUGGACGUCCCGGACGAGGAAGUCCAUAACGCCAAGUUCCGCAAGGAUGACUGGCUGGCUGGUCAGAACGUGUUUGAUUCCGCAUCCCAAGAUGAACGCAGAAGGCGCAACCAGCGAAAAGACCCAGCCGUCCUUGAGCGCAUCAAGCGGGCUUCUGAGGCCAUCACGCAAGAUGAGCUGGUCCUCGACCUUCAACUGGUCUACCAAAGAUCUCGGAAUGUCUACGACAACCCUUCAAUUGAUGGGAGCAAUGACGAGGACGACGCGCACGAUUCGCGUCCCCAGCGAACGCGACGCGCGACUGCUAACAGAGCAAAACGCAGAAAGACCAUUGCUAAUCCCAAGGACGGAGCUGAAGAGGAGUCCGGAAAUGGGUUCGGAAUGACUGGAAGUCGUAACAGUUCCCGUGCGACAAGUGUCACCGCCAUGGUCAAUUCCACCCGAGUCACUCGUGCGUCAGUUCGAGGCAGUAGAGGUUCUGAUAGAGCCUCUCAUAUGCCCAUACAAGCUGCUGGACGAUCUACACGAUCGCUUCGUGGUACCCGACAGCAUCAACCUCAACCCGAGUUGCCUACCCAUAGCCAUGGUGACAACAGUGGAGGAGAAUAUGAUGUCUCUGAAGACUCCGAGACUUCUGACUCAGGUCGGAUCCAGAGUCCCAGUGGCAAGCGACGACAGACCAUGCUUCCCGGACUUGCACUACGUCCUGGCAACCCGAAUCUUUCCCUCAUCUCCCCCACUCCCGUUUUCAAGCGCCAGCCGUCUCGACUCUUUGGCGGAAAAGAGAACAUGCAUCUUGCUUUUCACCCUCAAUCUUCAUCCACCUCAAACCCUUACCUGUCCUCGCACAACCCCAUGGCAGACAGCUCUUACAAUCCUCUUUGCAUCCGGCGACGAGAAGAUAUUGGCUACCGGAUGUACUCAUCUUUGGACGAUGAUGCAAAACAGCCUUCAACCACAGGAUUUCAGCCCAUCAACGGCCCCAAGGACUACAAUAGCUUGCAUAUGGGUGACGGGUACCGACCUGGCCAACAUCCCAAUGCAGGAUACGAUAUCUGA